AUGAUUUUCUUCACUUCGAAGAGUGUUUCUAGAGAAGAGGUUUUCGCAAAUUGCAGUGACGUAUCUGAUGGCGAAGCAUCCCCUGUGUUGCCGUCCAUAGAACUUGAAUUCUUUGAUGCAGGACCCCAGGAGGUCCAUGCAGCUGAUGAUAACCAGGCUAAAGAGGAUGAAUUCGACUUUCCGCUAUUCUCUUUUGGUAUGGCCUCUAAAGUGCCAGAUGAUCCUCAGAAUGAAGAUGCUUCUAACGAUAAUGAUGAACCUAGAGGAAGAGACAGCACUACUAAGCUAAUGAAAGUAACGCUUCGAUCACCAUCACCGGAAGUGAUCAACAACCAACGUCCCAGAACUUACUAUUUUGCAGAGUAUUCGGCCCAAGAGCUGAUGAGGUUCCAGUCGGCGGCAAUACAAUACGACCAGAUCAUCACAGAAGCAAGCAAGGAUGCUGCGUGUUCUCGCUCUUUGCAUAGGAGAAGGAUUUUUGACCUUAAGUAUCAUAAUGACAAAAUAGAGGCCGAGAUACAGAGGGCUCUGAAGAACAAGAAAAGGCGUCCUGGAAAGAAGCAGCGCCUUGCAAGGAAACAGGGAACCAUACGGAAUGCAGAGAGGGAAGCACAGGCAAAGGAGAUUAAAAAGAUGAUAAAAAAGAAGUUCCACAAGCGAGGAGGGAAAAAGAACAAGAAGAAAGAUAGCGUGGCAGCGGAUGUUAAACCUAAGUUCAGAACGGAGUGA
Molecule: messenger RNA, 729 nt
Organism: Eremothecium gossypii ATCC 10895
Lineage: Eukaryota; Fungi; Ascomycota; Saccharomycetes; Saccharomycetales; Saccharomycetaceae
Exons: 2
Coding region: 1-729 (242 amino acids)
Source: RefSeq, marked provisional